AUGUAAUGUUUAAUGCGCUUCGUGUUGUAAAUAACAACGAAUGGAACAUAUUUUUAUUUUUCUUUGCAUUUUUGUCAAUAUGGUACAGAAUUGUUCUUUUUAAAUCAAUGUGAUAAAUGAGUUAGGUCAAAAGUAACUAAAAGGUGUAAUGUAACGGAUUACGUAACGUGUAAUCAGUAACGGAUUGUGUUCCGAACAGUAAACAAAGCCGCGCGAUGACGAGUUGUCGCGGCCGCGGUGCAUGCUGGGACUGUGGGUCCUCCAGGCGCGCCUCCAUCUUUAAACCCCAGAGAAGAAGCGCUUCCGCUCCGGACUCACACCGGAUCCUGCGCCCACAUCCACACCUCUGACUCACGGACUCCGGAUCUGCGGUAAACGGACACCGACACCGAGCGCCGGGGAGCCGCGUGAGGCGCGUCAUUCCCGCGCUGACACCCACAGAAACAGCGGCGCUUCUCUUCUUCUUUUGUUCUCUUCUCUCGGAGAUGAGUAGUGGAAGAUGUCGGUUUCGGGACUGAAGGCCGAGCUGAAGUUUCUGGAGUCCAUCUUUGAUCCGAACCACGAGCGCUUCAGGAUCCUCGACUGGAAACCGGACGAGCUGAGCUGCCAGUUUAACGUUACCGGAGACCAGCUGCUGAUCAUCCACUGCAACCUCACGGAGUCCUACCCGUCGACGCCGCCGAUAUGGUGCGUGGAGUCCGAUGACCCGAGCCUGACGCAAGUGCUGGAGCGGCUGGAGGACGUCAGGAGGAGCAGCACACUGCUCUUGCAGCAGCUGAAGAGGCUGAUCUGUGAUCUGUGCCGCCUCUAUAAUCUUCCUCAGCACCCCGAUGUGGAGAUGCUGGACCAGCCUCUGCCUGCAGGACCUGUCAACCAGGACAGAAAGCUUGGGAUGAAAGAUGAGGUCACAUCAGAGGAGGAGGAGGAAGAGGAGAUGGCAGAGCAGGACAUCGAUCUGGAGCACUACGAGAUGAAAGAGGAGGAGCCGGUGGAUGGGAAGAAGUCUGAGGAUGAUGGGAUCGAGAAGGAGAACCUGGCCAUCCUGGAGAAGAUCCGCAAGAACCAGCGGCAGGACCACUUGAAUGUAAGUGCUCACUCGGGCGCCGUGUCUGGAUCUGUUCAAGCGUCGGAUCGCCUCAUGAAGGAGCUCAGGGAGAUCUACCGAUCUCAGAGUUAUAAAAACGGCAUCUACUCUGUGGAGCUGGUCAACGACAGCCUGUACGAGUGGCACGUGAAGCUCAGGACUGGGGAUCCUGACAGUCCUUUACACAGCGACCUGCAAGUGCUGAAGGAAAAGGAAGGCAUGGACUACAUCCUCCUCAACUUCUCCUACAAAGAUAAUUUCCCCUUUGAUCCUCCGUUUGUUCGUGUGGUUUCUCCCGUCCUGUCUGGAGGGUAUGUUCUUGGGGGAGGAGCUCUGUGUAUGGAGCUGCUCACUAAACAGGGCUGGAGCAGUGCCUACUCCAUAGAGUCUGUCAUCAUGCAGAUAAAUGCCACUUUAGUCAAAGGAAAAGCAAGAGUGCAGUUCGGAGCCAAUAAGAAUCAGUACAGUCUUGCCAGAGCGCAGCAGUCGUAUAAAUCGCUGGUGCAGAUCCAUGAAAAGAAUGGCUGGUACACACCGCCCAAAGAGGACGGCUAGAGCACAGCAUCCACACAUGGACCGAGCAUCUUCAGACGGACAUCUUUCUCCUCUCACCCCUCGUUUUAAUCAGAGCCACUCUUUCUGACACUUCUCUUUCCCCGCGGGGUAAAAAGGCUUGAUUUGACUCAAGUUUGACCACCUGACGUUCCUUCAUCAUCUCAAACAAUGCCACGAUUCCAGCAGAGCGAUGCAAUCUGACGCCAAUAUCUCUGAAAGAGCCCCCACACAGCACGAUUUCUGCAGCGCUCCUCCAUUGCUUAUGAUUGUUUUGGUUGCAUAUUGAAAAAAAAA
Molecule: messenger RNA, 1933 nt
Organism: Sinocyclocheilus anshuiensis
Lineage: Eukaryota; Metazoa; Chordata; Actinopteri; Cypriniformes; Cyprinidae
Product: ubiquitin-conjugating enzyme E2 Q2-like
Exons: 13
Coding region: 500-1639 (379 amino acids)
Source: RefSeq, a predicted model, not a curated record